Messenger RNA from Closterium sp. NIES-67, 6467 nucleotides. The record is from the annotation of a GenBank genome assembly. Lineage: Eukaryota; Viridiplantae; Streptophyta; Zygnematophyceae; Desmidiales; Closteriaceae.
CUGUCGAAGUGGUCCUAUCUCAAGAUUCAGCAGUGGUCCUAAGGUGUGCCGAGAGUGAGAACUCCCCCUAACUUUGAACCCGCAGCACACCACGUAACAGUAGCAGAGGUCCGCGUUGCAUCACAAAAAUUGUACUAGAAAUUCGGCAGAACCGAAACAAUAAUACGGGCAUGUCCUAGCGACUCCAGAGAUUGGCGGGAACACGCCGCAUUCGCAACGGACGCUGCGUUCGGCGUGUGGAUGACUGGCGAGCCUGCCAUGUACAGCUAGAGCUAAGAAAGCGCCGGUUUUAAGUUAGAUUGUCCUUCACCAGUAUUUUGCCUUCACUCUCGCGGCAGACAGUGCCCCGUGCGUCGCCCAUUUACUAAAGCGUCAGGCGCAAUGCCAGUCACCAUCGGUCACGCGGCGUUAGAACUUAACGGAGAAGCGCCGCCGGCGGCCGGUCUCUCCGCCAAUCCCAGCCCUCCAAGCGAAAGCGGCAGCGUCGGCGCGGGCCGCUCCCCCAAGCCCGUCAAAACCAAGGAGCCGCGGAGAACGUCUUCCACCGCGUCGUCGCGCGCGUCGCGCCAGUCGCCGCCAGUUAAAGUCCGCGUGCCCAAGUCGCCUCGCUCCAACGCCUCUUCCUCGUCCCCCGAACAGCCUACUAACGCCUUGGACCAGUCUAGCACGCGCGAGCAGUCCGCCCGUAGCAGCGCGCAGCCUUCCGCCAGGCGCGCGCGCCACAACAAGAACUCGUCCGCGGAGUCGAUGUCGAGCGCCUCCGCCGUCACGAUGGCGUCGGACGACGGCGCAGGCGACGGCGCAGGCGAUGUCGCAGGCGAUGCAGCGGAAUUAGUAGCAGCACCCGCGGAACCACCUUCCGCCGCCGCCUCUUCCGCGCCUUCCGCGCGCAAGGGCGCGGCUGCGAAGAAGAAGCGGGUGGCGGAACAGGGGAGGGACGCUGAGGAUAUGAACGGCGAAGAGGGGAACGCGAGCGGUGGAGAGCGGGAGGGGGAGGGUGAGGGGGAGGGUGAGGGGGAGGGGGAGCGGGAGCGGGAGGCGGAGCGGGAGCGGGAGGCGGAGCGGGAGGUGGAGGAGGAAGAGGACGAGGCACCGGCGUUGCAGCGCGUGCAGCGAUCCACGACGGCGCCGCACUACGAGCGCGUUAAAGGCGGCGCGGGGGGGGACGGGCCGCGGCCGAUGCGGGUUAGCACGAGCUACGACGCGCGGGCCAAGCGAGGGCUGUUACUUUCGCCGAGCUCAAAUCGCGUGGUGUCUUUCGCCAGUGACGUGAAACUCCCGGAGGGGUUCGAAGACGAGGGGGGCGAGGAGGAGGGGAGGUUCAGUCGUUCUAGUACUGGGGGGCUCAUGGGUUAUCAUCACCUUGGGGGGCCGGGAGGGGGGUUGCCGCGCCCGUUAUCAGCGCCUUCGUUAAUAGCACAUCUGAACACGAUGCUGACGCCGACGCGAUCCGCAGGGAGCUUCGCGGAAAGUGUCGGAGUGAGCGGGAUCGCGGUGUACGUGGGGCCCAAGAUGCAACUGUUCCGAGUGACCAAGGCGCUGCUCUUGAAGAUCCCCUUCUUCCGCAAGCAGCUGGAGGCCAACGCGCCCCAUGCGCCCGACGGCAAGCUGCAGGUAGAGGACUCCCCUGAGGGGGAGGAGGAGAAGGAGGAGGAGGAGGAGGAGGAGGAGGAGGAGGAGGAGGAGGAGGAGGAGGAGGAGGAGGAGGAGGAGGAGGAGGAGGAGGAGGAGGAGGAGGAGGAGGAGGAGGAGGAGGAGGAGGAGGAGGAGGAGGAGGAGGAGGAGGAGGAGGGGGAGGAGAAGGUCGAGGACCCCCCAGAGGAGGAGGAGGAGGUGUCAUUCAUGCUAGACUGCGAUGAGAGCACCUUCUCCCGCGUGCUCACUGUCGCCCAGUACCAGAGCCUCGAGGCCCUCCCCUGGAUGAACGACGAGGAUUUCUUCCGCCUGCGCUCCGAGCUGGACUUCCUCGGCCUCUCCCUGCCGCCCGGCUCGCCCUGGCACCACCUCCCCUGGAAAGACGAGCGCAAGGCUGCCGCCGCUGCCGCCGUCGCCGCCGCCGCCGCCGCUGCUUCCGGCAUUCUGAACCCCGCUGCUGCGGCCCUCGCUGCCGGGUACACUUCGAGCUCGGACACCGAGGAGAUCAGGGAGGUUCGGCCUGGGGUGGUAGGGAGUGGGGCGGCGGGGAGUGGGAUGGUGGGAGGGUUCGCAGGAAUGGUAGGAGCAAUGGUCGGAGGAGUGGGCGGAGUGGGAGGAGUUGGGGGAGGAGGAGUGGGAGGAGUGGGGGGAGCGGGGGGAGUGGGGGGAGUGGGGGGAGUGGGGGGAGGAGCGGGUGGAGUGGGAGGGAAGGCAUUUGGGUCGGGGAGGGCGUCGCUGAUCAGUGCGCGGUCCAUGGUGCGGCGCAACGUGGUGGUGGGGGGUGGCUCGCACAACACAUCACCAACGGCGGCGGGGGCAGGGCUGGGGAGUGGAGCGGCAGGGGGAGGAGCGGGGGGAGGAGGAGCUGGCGGGCGGUCACUGGUAGAAGAAGAUAGGCUGGAUGUGGUGUACCGGUGAGUGGGGUGUGGGAUAAGUGACGAGAGCUGGUGUAACAGGGUAACAUGCUGGGCGUGGUGUAGUAUGGAAGCCCAGUAACUUUGAAACAUGAUGCGGAUGUUUCGCACAUUGGAGGCCUGAGUUGUCUUCUCCUCCCUCUUUUCCCCUUCUGGCCUUUCCUGACCGUGCUUUCUACCGUUCUCUCCUCACCUACACUGGCACGUCUCCCCCACGUCUCCCUCCUGCGCUCGCAUCUCCCCCCGUCCUCCCCUCUCUCCCACAACCAGGCACAGCAGCAACACGGCAGCAGCAUGCACGUGCUUUUUUCUGACCUCCAUUCCAUCCCAUGUUGCUUUUCUCGUACCCCAUCUUACCCCCUCUUACCCCCCCUCUCCCACCUCCAGGCACGGCAGUGACACAGCUGCAGCAUGCACGUGCUUCGGGACCAAGGAGGCGGAUGGGCACUCGCACUGGGUGGUCUCGCUCUUCCACGGCCACGUCUUCUGCGCGUAAGGCACAAGUCAUGUGCGAAGCACUCACUUGUGCGCUCUGCUCUGCUUGCAGUUUCCUGUUGUCGCACCCCCACAUACACGUUGGGAUUCUGAGCCGCAAACCCAACCCAAAGAUCCGCAGGCCCAACCCGUCACGCGCUCCCCAAACCCCAAGAUCCCAACCCCCAUCACUUUCUGUGGUGGCGUGGCAUCCCUCUUUUCAUUCUCUUCCCAUCCCCUCCUCCCCUCCUCAGUUUCAGCAGUCGUCCUCCCAUGGAACAUCAGGAGCUCUCUUCGGUUUGACUCACCUCACCUCCCAAUCCAACCCACUCCUCACCUUCCCUGCAAUCCCCUCCCUCCCAACCCCCUCAAACCCCUCAACCUCAAACCCCUCAACCCCCUCAACCCCCUCAAACCCCAGUUUCUGCGGCCGCCCCCCCACAUGGCAUCAGAAGCUCUUUGCCGACGUCUUCCUGCUCGCUGCCCUCCCGCCCCCGCCUACUCAGCCUCCCUGUGCGACAGCCUCCUUGUGCUACAGCCUCCUUGUGCUGCCAACUUUCAGCCACUCGCGAUUCGAAUCUGUCUCACGUGCCAUCGACUCUAAGGCUAUCCACCCCACCGUGCUCUGAUUCAGUUUCUGAGGUGACUUUUGAGGCGCCUAAAAAACCGCUGUCGAUCUGAGUUUGCCUGGCUCACCCUACGUUGGAAAAUGGUAGAAGAAUUUGUCGCGCUAGGAGGAGUGGUAGGAACGGGUCAACAUUUCUCCUGGCGAGCUAAGAACAACGGCGCGCGAACUAAGGGAGGGAGCUUUGCUAGAGAGUUACGACGCAGAAUUAGGCUAGGUGCUGCUCCUCUGCGUCAGGACUCUGGUGAGUCGUCAAUCGUCAUAAAGCAGAAAGCUUGGGAAAGGGAGGUGAUGUGAGACUGAAUGCGGUGGGGAAGCUUUUUGGGAUUGGAGUUCAAACCACAAUUGGUUGGGUUGGGAACGUAUGGAGAGAUUGAAUGAGGUGGGGAAGCCUUUCGGGGUUGGGAGUUCAAGCCACAAACUCAAUUCGAGUUUGCGAUGUGCCGCUUUUGUCGUCAGCCCCCAAUUCCGCGCAGUUGAAUUGGCGAUGCGCGAAACCCCUGUUUUCUUCGCCUAGUCGUGACCUGUCGCGGGAAAACUUCUUUUCCGUGGUCAGCCUGUGCGUUUUUCGGCGAAACUCCACCCAAAACGCAGCGUACGAAUUUUACUCGCGUAAAAACGCAAAACGCAAAACCAAAUCUGCGUUUUUUCCAACAUAGGGCUCACCAUGGAUGGACUCCAAGGCAGUGCGCCGUGCUCUCAUUCACGUCUCACCAUCCAUCCCACUCUUCUCGUCCCCCUCCUCGUCUCUCACACCUGUCAGCCCACCACACACUGGUGCUGCAAGGGCUGCUCCCCUUCUCCUCAGUUGUGGGCUUUUCUUCGAAAAUUCUCAUUAAAAAAUACCUUCAGUGGCCGCCCUCCUUCUCCCCAUCCCCUACCUUUCCACUCAACAACACCAGCGGCCUUCCUUUCCAACAACACCAGCGGGGAGUUGACACGUUUCUGGGGAGGUGGUACUACCGGGGCUGUUCCCUCACUUGCAUCCCUUCCCCCCUAAACCCAACCCCCUUCCUCUCCCACCAAUCAACCCACCACACAGCAGCGGGGAGUCAAUGCGUUUGUGGGGGGUGGUACUGCCACGGCCGCUCCAGCACUUCCUCCCGUCUUCCCCCCAGCCCCCUUCCUCUUUCACCCCUCAACCCACCACACACCAGCGAGGGGCCUAAUGCGUUCGUGGGCAGGUGGUGCCACCACGGCCGCUCCACCACUUCCUCUCUGCCAUCUUUAUCCCCACCCUUCCCUCUCUCCCACCCUCCAGCCCACCACACACCAGCGGGGUGCUAAUUCGUUUGUGGGCAGGUGGUAGGUACUAUCACGGCUCCUUAAACCCAACCCCCUUCCUUCUUGCCCCAUCCACCCAUCCACCACACACAUCCACCCCACACCAGCGGGGGGCUAAUUCGUUCGUGGGCGGGUGGUACUACCAUGGCCGCUCCAACACCCGCCUUGUCAAGCUGCACUGUGUGGCCGGCGCCAGCUGCUCCUCCUGCAGGUGAAAAUCACAGAGCUCAGGUGAAAAUCAUCCAAAGGGAAGAAAGGGGGAAAAGGGGGAGAAAUGGCGUGAGGAGAAAAGGGUCAGUGAGGAGACAACGGUUAUUGAGGAGAGAAGGGUUAGUGAGGAGGCAACGGUGCCUGAGGAGAAAAGGGUUAGUGAAGAGACAACGGUUAUUGAGGAGAAAAGGGUUAGUUAGGAGACAAUGGCUAUUGAGGAGAAAAGGGUUAGUGAGGAGACAGCGGUUAUUGAGGAGAGAAGGGUUAGUGAGGAGACAACGGUUAUUGAGGAGAGAAGGGUUAGUGAGGAGACAACGGUGACUGAGGAGAAAAGGGUUAGUGAGGAGACAACGGUUAUUGAGGAGAAAAGGGUUAGUUAGGAGACAACGUUUAUUGAGGAGAAAAGGGUUAGUUAGGAGACAACGUUUAUUGAGGAGAAAAGGGUUAGUGAGGAGACAACGGUUAGGGAGGAGAAAAGGGUUAGUGAGAAGAAGACAACGGUUAGGGAGGAGAAAAGGGUUAGUGAGGAGACAACGGUUAUUGAGGAGAAAAGGGUUAGUUAGGAGACAACGGUUAUCGAGGAGAACAGGGUUAGUGAGGAGACAACGGUUAGGGAGGAGAAAAGGGUUAGUGAGAAGACGACAACGGUUAGGGAGGAGAAAAGGGUUAGUGAGAAGACAACUAUUAGGGAGGAGAAAAGGGUUAGUGAGAAGACAACGGUUAGGGAGGAGAAAAGGGAUCUGGCAAAAGACACCAGACACCUGCCUCAUCCACACCUCACAUUCGCCUCAUACUUUAGGGUUCAGGGUCUGGCAUAUUGGGUUUCAGGCAUUCAACCUUCACACCAAUGCGCACAGCUGACCCUUGUUUUUUAUUAUUUCCCCUUUCUCCCCCUCUCCUUUUCCCGCCACCUCUGUCUGUUCCGAUUUCCUUGGACACGCAGAGCUAGCGUAUGGGGAGUCAGCAUUGAGCACAAGCACGCCUUCUGUCUACAGUGCAAAACAACACCCACCAAGCCAGCUAUCAUAGCGAAACUUUUUGUGGAAGCUUUGUGUCAGCCUAAGUAAAUGAGGUAACCGUAACAUGGGUCAUCUCUCUCAGAUAGUCAAGUGACUAGAACAAGGCAGUACAGGAGAGAUAUAAGGUUGGUGUUGUACCAUUUAAGAACACAACCCUGUCUAGCCUAUAUCUGUCAACAAAUAUAUUUAUGUAGCUUAGCUAGGUCAUAUUUGUUCAUAGCCUAGCUAGUUUAGUUCGUAGUGAGUGCAGCCCUAGUUUUGUAUCCCUUGACAUUUUCCCUUAGUCACGUCUUUUCCCGCUACUCU